AUGAAAAUCAACGAAGGAAAUUAUCAUUUGGAGGAGCGGCUCAAAGAUGUCAAGGAGCACUUGGGAUACUCAGGUGCCGUCUCGUCCGAGGAGAUCGAUUUGGACUAUUUGAAGUCGUUGUUGGACAAGUACAUCUCCUACCCUAGCGACUGGAUUCAGUACUUCCACGAUGACCUCGGCAAAUAG
Molecule: messenger RNA, 186 nt
Organism: Penicillium diatomitis
Lineage: Eukaryota; Fungi; Ascomycota; Eurotiomycetes; Eurotiales; Aspergillaceae
Product: Cysteine dioxygenase
Exons: 1
Coding region: 1-186 (61 amino acids)
Source: RefSeq, a predicted model, not a curated record